Molecule: messenger RNA, 3564 nt
Organism: Malassezia restricta
Lineage: Eukaryota; Fungi; Basidiomycota; Malasseziomycetes; Malasseziales; Malasseziaceae
Product: splicing factor 3B subunit 3
Exons: 1
Coding region: 1-3564 (1187 amino acids)
Biological process (GO): mRNA splicing, via spliceosome
Cellular component (GO): U2 snRNP; nucleus
Molecular function (GO): protein binding; U2 snRNA binding
Source: RefSeq, a predicted model, not a curated record
AUGCAGUUGUACAACUUGACGCUGCAGCCGCCAUCAUGCGUGACGACGGCCGUAGUCGGGCAGUUUUGCGGGACGCGGCAGCAAGAAAUCUUGCUGGUCCGUGGCAGUCGUCUCGAGCUAUACCGCAUCGAUACUGCGACAGGGCAUAUGAUGCGUGUGCUGUCGCAACACACGUUCAGUAACGUGCGCAGUGCUGCAUGUUUUCGCUUGAUGGGAGGCACGAAGAACUACCUGAUUCUUGGAAGUGAUGCAGGGCGCAUUGUGGUACUGGAAUACAAUGCAGCACGAAACCGAUUCGAAAAGGUGCAUCAGGAAACGUUUGGUCGCUCGGGCAACCGGCGUAUCGUGCCGGGGCAAUACCUCGCCACGGACCCUAAAGGGCGCGCCGUGCUUAUUGGCGCCAUUGAGCGAAGUAAACUGAUCUACACCCUGAAUCGCGAUGCGGACGCGAACCUCACCAUAUCCAGCCCCUUGGAAGCCAACCGACCUACGGCCAUUGUGCAAUGCAUUGUCGGUGUAGAUGUUGGGUACGAAAACCCUGUAUUCGCCUCACUUGAAACAGACUAUGCAGAUGCGGAUGCUGAUCCUACGGGCGAAGCGCUGGCACGUACGGAAAAACGACUGACGUAUUAUGAGCUGGAUCUUGGUCUAAACCACGUCGUGCGACGCUGGACGGAGCCCGUGGACAGGAGCGCACAUCAUCUUAUUUCGGUCCCAGGUGGCUAUAAUUACUCGACAGAAGCUUGGGACGGGCCAAGUGGCGUGUUGGUGUGCAUAGACGACUACAUCGUGUACCGACAUCCGGACCAGCCCCCCCACAUCGUCCCGAUUCCCGUUCGCGAAAAUGCUUCGAUUCACCGCGGCUCCAUGAUUGUGGCAAGCGUGUUGCACAAGAUGAAAACGUCUUUUUUCUUACUAGUGCAAAACGAAGACGGCGACUUGUUCAAAGUGACAGUCGAGCACGACGAGGAGCAAGUCAAGGCCGUGCGUAUCAAGUACUUUGAUACGGUACCAGUCGCCGCAUCCUUAUGCAUUUUGCGCUCUGGCUACCUAUUUGUCGCAUCAGAUUCAGGGUCACAGUGCCUGUAUGCUUUUGAAAAGCUUGGUGAUGAUGAUGACGAGCCAGAGUACUUGUCGACCUCCCAUGACGGUACCAUUCCGACUUUUGUGCCGCGCCCGCUGGGAAAUUUGAUGCUUGCGCACGAAAUCGAAGCACUAGAUCCUCUCAUGGAUGCCAAGAUUGGUAAUCCACUUGGCAGCGACGUACCGCAGAUCUAUGCGGCGUGUGGUCGAGGCCCUCGAAGCACUUUCAAGCGACUGCGCCAUGGCCUUGAAGUCAGUGAAGUUGUCAGCAGUGAGCUGCCUGGUGUUCCGCAGGCUGUCUGGUCCACGAAAUUAUGCAGCACCGACACAUUUGACGGUUACAUCGUCCUGAGUUUUGUGAAUGGAACGCUUGUGCUCGGAAUCGGCGAAACCAUCGAAGAGGUCGUGGACAGUGGAUUCCUCACGUCUGAACCCACUUUAGCAGUCCAGCAACUGGGCGCCGAUGCUCUGCUGCAGGUGCAUCCAGCUGGCAUUCGGCACAUCCUACCGAAUAAGCAGGUGAACGAAUGGGCAGCGCCAGUGCGUGAUGACGGCGUACAAACGCGCAUUGUAGCAGCGACAACGAAUCACCGUCAGAUUGUGGUUGCUCUUGAUAACCAGGACAUUGUAUACUUCGAGCUGGAUAUGGAUGGCCAGCUCAACGAGUUCCAGGAGCGGCGCUCAAUAGGCGCCCACAUUGUUGCGCUCAGCAUCAGUACAUGCCCUGAGGGCAGUCAGCGUACACCAUACGUUGCCUUGGCGUGCUCAGAUCAGACCGUGCGCAUUAUCUCAUUGGAUCCUGACUCGACGCUGGCCCCCAUCAGUUUGCAGGCGCUGACAGCACCGCCGUCCAGUAUCUGCAUCUCUGAGAUGCUCGACGCAUCCAUUGACCGGCAUCACCUCACCAUGUUUGUGAGCAUUGGCCUAAUCAACGGUGUGUACAUCCGCACUGUACUGGACCCAACCACCGGUCAGCUCACUGACACACGCACCCGCUUUCUGGGCGGCCGACCUGUCUCUCUCGUGCGCACGCGCGUCCAUGGAGACACGGCCGUGCUCGCUCUCAGCACUCGCACCUGGCUCACAUAUACUCUGAACGAGCACAUCCAAUUUACGCCACUCAUGUUUGAUGCCCUUACCCACGUCUCGAGCUUUCAUACGGAAUUGUGCCCUGACGGCUUGCUCGGCAUUACGGGCGAUACUCUUCGUAUCCUUACUGUGCCUCAGAUGAACGGCACACAGAUGAAAAUGGAUUCACUCCCUCUGUCUUAUACACCUCGAAAGAUGGCUGUGCACCCCCACAACGCCUCUCUUUUUUAUGUCAUUGAGUCGGAUCACCGCACAGUAGCGGCUGGUGCCGAGUAUGACGCGGCCCGCAUGGGUCCUGUGCGUGCAGAUCCAGGUCGCUGGGUCAGUUGUAUCCGUGUUGUGGAUGCUGUGACCAUGUCUACCUGUGCAUGUGUUGAACUGCCUAACGACGAGGCAGCAUUUAGCAUCACGCUAGUACCGCUGGCCGCGUGUCAAAAUGAGUGGUUUCUGAUUGUCGGAUCGACACAGAGUUUGACACAUAAGCCACGUGCUAUGAAAGCGGCGUUUCUCUCCACCUAUCGACUCGCAUGCCAAGGCCGGCAGAUUGAGUUGAUGCACAAGACCGAGGUGGACGACGUCCCCCUGGCAUUACAUGCAUUUCACGGGCGUCUGCUGGCGGGUAUUGGCAUGCAUUUGCGCAUUUAUGAUAUGGGUACAAAGAAACUGCUGCGCAAGUGUCAAAGCCGGCCAUUCCCCUCUACUAUCGUUCGCGUGUCCGUUCAGGGGCAUCGUAUCAUUGUCGGUGACUCGCAAGAGUCAGUGCACUACGUUGUAUACAAGCCUGGAACAAACAGCUUGAUUUCUUUCGCGGAUGAUAUUAUGCCACGCUGGACGACCGCUCUUCUCAUGCUUGAUUAUGAUACCGUCAUGGCCGGUGACAAAUUUGGCAAUGUGUAUGUGCUCCGAAUAGACUCGAGCACCUCAAUGAGUUCGGACGAGGAUCCGACUGGACUCAUGCUCCAAAACGAACGAGCAUAUCUGAUGGGCGCAGCGCACCGCGCGCAAGUGCUAGCGCACUUUCACAUUGGCGAUAUUAUAUCGAGUUUAGCGCUCGAGAGUUUGGUGCCUGGCGGUCGUCCUGUCGCAAUAUACACGUGUAUCAAUGGUACCAUCGGUGCCCUUAUACCUUUUAUCAGCCGUGAAGACGUGCGGAUAUUCUCUACGCUUGAGAUGCACAUGCGCCAGGAGAAAUUAAGUGUGACAGGGCGUGAUCACCUUGCAUACCGAGGGCAAUUUGCGCCUGUCAAAUCCGUGGUGGAUGGCGAUUUAUGUGAGCUCUAUAUGUCCCUCUCUCAUGAAAAGCAGGAAGAAAUGGCCGAAGAGCUAGGUCAUGCACCUAAUGACAUCGGCAAGAAGCUCACGCAAAUGCGCGAGUCAACGACAGAAUUAUAA